UAAGCCUCGGCACAUCUCCUCACAUCGCUACUAACUACACUUUAUUCAUCCUCCGUGUCAGGAUAAACUCCACUCGUCUCAGUCAACUUUGGACAUUAUUAGGCCCGCUUAGCUUAGUUUUAGCGCGCUAGUUAGCUUAGCUUGCUAGUUCUUUUAGCGCGCUAGUUAGCUUAGCUUGCUAGUUAGCUUAGCUUGUUAGCUGCUAACAAAGAGACGCGGAUUUGAUCAAAACAUUGCUUAGUUAAGAUCAAGUGUGAGUGUAAAGUGUUGUGAUUGUGUGAAAAUGUGCGGAAGAACGAUAGCAGAGUACAAAGAGGAACUUUGUCCAACAAAAGAGGAGAAGGAGCGACAACAUCAACUACUGGACGCUGUUUUCAAGAAACAUCAAGUUGUGUUACACAGAACAGACGUCUGUGAAGAACAUCUUUACCCUGAGCAACAGAAGUGGAGCUUCAGGAUGCGGACGAAGGUGCCACAGCCCUCCCACAUUAAGAAGGAAGAGGAAUACCCACUGAUCCCCCAUUUUAAAAAGGAAGAGGAGGACCCACUGACACCCCAUUCUAAAGAAGAAGUGGUGGAUCCACUGAGCCUUCACAUUAAGGAGGAAGAGGUGGAUCCACUGAGCCCUCACAUUAAGGAGGAAGAGGUGGAUCCACUGACACCCCGUUUUAAAGAGGAAGAGGAGGACCCACUGACACCCCAUUUUAAAGAGGAAGCGGUGGAUCCACUGAGCCCUCACAUUAAGGAGGAAGAGGUGGAUCCACUGACACACCAUUUUCAAGAGAAAGUGGUGGAUCCACUGACCCCUCACAUUAAGGAGGAAGAGGUGGAUCCACUGACCCCUCACAUUAAAGAGGAAGAGGAGGAACACAGCAUCAGUCAGCAGGGAGAGCAUCUUGAAGGACUGGAGGAGGUUGAUGUCACCAAGAUGCCAGUGACUGGUGUCCCUGUGAAGAGUGAAGAUGAUGAGGUCAAAGGUGAAAGUGAGGAGAAGAGAGAGGCGGAGCCUCCAAGCAGCAGCUCAACUCAACACAUGACAACAGAAGCUGAUGGAGACCACUGUGGAGGAUCACAAGCAGACAAGCUCUUAGCUCCACUAUCAGAUAGUGAGGACACAACGUCACACUCUCCUGACACUGAUGAUGAACACUCUAAAGAUGAUAAGACAUGUCACACUGACAACACACACUUCACAUGUUCUCACUGUGACAAAACUUUUAAAUACCAUUGUCAUCUGGUAAGACACAUGAGAACACACACUGGAGAGAAACCGUUUUCCUGCUCAGAAUGUGGCAGAGAGUUUAGACUAAAACCCAUGCUGAAAGAACACAUGAGAAUACAUACUGGAGAAAAACCUUUUUCAUGUUCAAUCUGUGGUAAACAUUUUACUCAAGGGCGACAUUUGAAGAGACACAUGAGAAUACACACUGGAGAAAAACCUUUUUUAUGUUCAAUCUGCGGUAAAGAUUUUUCUCGAAGGGACUUUUUCAAUGCACACAUGAGAAUACACACUGGAGAAAAACCUUUUUCCUGCUCAGAAUGUGAUAAAAGUUUUGUAAUAAAUCAAAGUUUAAAAGUACACAUGCGAACACACACUGGUGAAAAACCUUUUUCAUGUUCAAUCUGCGGUAAAGAUUUUAAUCAUAAGCACCAUUUCAAAGCACACAUGAGAAUACACACUGGAGAAAAACCUUUUAUAUGUUCAGUAUGUUGUAAAAGUUUUAUACAAAGACAUAAUUUGAAUGUACACAUGAGAACACACACAGGAGAGAAAGUGUUGAGUUGCAGUGUGUGUGGUGAAAGAUUCUCUUAUAAGUACCAGUGUAAGAAACACAAGUGUGCUGGUGAGAACAGCAGCAGCAAAUGAAGAUGCAGGAUUUGAAACAAACUUUCUAACAACAUCAGCACUUAUAACGUGUGACAUCAUUGUUGUGUGUGUAACACAAUCUUGUUAAUAUAAUUCUAACAUUUAUAGAUUAGACACUUCAGAUUAGUGCUUUUAUUUCAGUCAAGUACAUGAGUUAAUAUACACAUUUGUGUACUUUAAAAUUAACAGAACAAUUUGACUGAAAAGGUGAGAAUAAACAGUACAUAAAUAGUUACUUAAAGUAAACAUUUUAUGUGUAGAUAUUCAUAAUUCACUUUUAUACUUAUUCAUAAUAGUGUUUUAUAUAUGUUUUUUUUAAAUAAUGAAGUGUUACAUAUUUUAUGUUCUAAUUGUAAAUGAUUCCAUCGAUGAAUCAAUUUAAGUGGACCCCGACUUAAACAAGUUGAAAAACUUAUUCGGGUUUUACCAUUUAGUGGUCAAUUGUACGGAAUAUGUACUUCACUCUGCAACCUACUAAUAAAAGUUUCAAUCAAUCAAUCAACUCCUUUAUAUGAUAUACAUAUUUGUUUUACAUGUGUUCAUACCUUUGCUUUUGAGUACACAUAAAUCCCUCUUAGUUCAUAUUUACUGGUUCACAUCUGAAACAUCUUCUGGACCACUUCUGGAAGCAUAUUAUUAUUUACUUUAUACAUCAUUUGAGCAGUUGUGUUUUAUACAAGAUCAUUUACUUUUAAAAUGUGUGACUUUAUGAAUCAUUUGUUGGGUCUCAAUAAUCCAUUCUAUUAAUUAUAUUUAUUACUCUC
Molecule: messenger RNA, 2631 nt
Organism: Entelurus aequoreus (snake pipefish)
Lineage: Eukaryota; Metazoa; Chordata; Actinopteri; Syngnathiformes; Syngnathidae
Product: oocyte zinc finger protein XlCOF22-like
Exons: 2
Coding region: 284-1867 (527 amino acids)
Biological process (GO): regulation of transcription by RNA polymerase II; central nervous system development
Cellular component (GO): nucleus
Molecular function (GO): DNA-binding transcription factor activity, RNA polymerase II-specific; RNA polymerase II cis-regulatory region sequence-specific DNA binding
Source: RefSeq, a predicted model, not a curated record